UUCCGCGUCAGUCCCCACAUUGCUCAACCACAACUGUCACGUGCAAUAGAUACGUCUGAGGAACUUUCAUUUACAGGAAAUCACCAAGCGAAAGACAUCAACAUGGGAGUUGGAGUUGGAAUUGGUGGAUUCAUUACAUUCUUGACUUUAGCCUCUUGUUUUGGAGACAUUACAAAGGUUGACACCAGUGGGGCCUCAGAGAUAACCGCUAGACAAGACAAGCUAACUGUCCAAGGGGUGGAUGCCUCUCAUAAACUGGCUGAGCAUGACCUGGUGAGGAUGAACAAGUACAAGAAGCUCAUCACCAGGGUGGGGCAGAAGCAUGGCCUGGACCCAGCUAUCAUCGCUGGCAUCAUCUCCAGAGAGUCCCGGGCUGGGGCAGUGCUGGACCAUGGCUGGGGAGAUCAUGGAAAUGGCUUUGGGCUCAUGCAGGUUGACAAGCGCUACCACAAGAUAGUGGGGACAUGGGACAGUGAGGAGCAUAUCAGUCAAGGCAGUGAGAUUCUCAAUGAGUUUAUCCGAAGGAUCCAGGCUAAAUUCCCUGCGUGGCCCAAGGAGCACCAGCUGAAAGGGGGAAUUUCAGCCUACAAUGCUGGGGACAAAAAUGUCCGCACCUAUGAGCGAAUGGACGUGGGCACCACUGGGGGUGACUAUUCCAAUGAUGUUGUUGCCAGAUCUCAAUGGUUCAAAAGACAGGGUUAUUGAAGACUCUCUUCAUUAUAUUACUCCAGUCUUUGAUUCUACCUAUGGUGAAAAUAUUCAGUACGUGUUUUGGAAUAAAUCAAAGCAAUAAAAUGUCUUCUAUUUUCUGAAUAAAUCAAAGCAGUGAAAUACAUUCUAUUUUCUAAAUACAUGAAAUGAAAUGUCA
This is a messenger RNA of Oncorhynchus nerka (sockeye salmon), 868 nucleotides long. RefSeq names its product lysozyme g-like. Gene Ontology annotation, biological process: defense response to Gram-positive bacterium; peptidoglycan catabolic process. NCBI's taxonomy places the organism in Eukaryota, Metazoa, Chordata, Actinopteri, Salmoniformes, Salmonidae. The record is from RefSeq and is a predicted model, not a curated record. The transcript has 5 exons. Gene Ontology annotation, cellular component: extracellular region. Bases 103 to 705 code for a protein of 200 amino acids. Gene Ontology annotation, molecular function: lysozyme activity.